AUGAGGGACCUUAGCCAGCCUGGUAAUUGCUUCGCAUCUUGUAAUCAUCUGUGUAGCAAAGUGGGUAAAAUCGUCCAAUUUCUUCCCGGCUGGACCUGGAAGGAGAGGGGCUGUGUGCUCAUCCCCACCCAUUAGCUAUGCCCUCUUUUCUCCGAAUGUCGAUGUAAGGAAGCCAGCACCUGUCUUCUGCCACUGCAUCUUCCUAGCAAACUUUAAAGGCCAUUUUAUCUGAUAGGAAGAACAUCAAGAACGCUCUGAUCUCUAGUGAUGAAGAAUCUGGGAUUCGACACUUUCCCCAUCCAGACACAAUGCACUUUAAUUGAAGAAAAACUGAGCUGAACUACAAGUCUGUCUCUUAUGGUGCUGGAUUACUCCUUCAGAACUGCCCUGAGAUCAGCCGUGAGAGGGCUCUGACACACAGAAGUCACCUUCUGAUUAUUGCACUUAGCUCUCCCUGGGGACUUAAAUUUUGGAAGCGUCCUUCUGCAUGAUACCCUCCAAGAUGACAAGCGCUAACCCGGAGGAGGUGGCCCUGGACUCCUUUCUGCAGUACAUCGAGGAUCUGGGGAUGAAGGCCUACGACGGCCUGGUGAUUCAGAAUGCCUCGGACAUUGCCCGGGAGAACGACCGGCUGAGAAACGAAACGAACCUGGCCUACCUGAAGGAGAAGAACGAGAAGCGCCGCCGGCAGGAAGAAGCGAUCAAGCGCAUAGGUGGAGACGUAGGGCGAGGCCACGAAGCCAGCUACGUGGGCAAACACUUCCGCAUGGGCUUCAUGACGAUGCCGGCCCCUCAGGACAGGCUUCCCCAUCCCUGCUCCAGUGGCUUCACAGUGAGGUCGCAGUCCCUGCACUCGGUUGGGGGCACGGAGGAUGACAGCAGCUGUGGCUCCCGGAGACAGCCGCCACCCAAGCCCAAGCGGGACCCCAGCACCAAGCUGAGCACCUCCUCCGAGACGGUCAACAGCACUGCGGCCAGCAAGAGCGGGAAGCCCGCCGAGAGGCCAGAAGUGUCUGCCAAACCAAGACCCCACAGUGAUGAAUAUUCAAAGAAGAUUCCCCCUCCGAAACCUAAACGGAAUCCAAACACUCAGCUUAGCACGUCUUUUGAUGAAACGUACAUCAAAAAGCACGGGGGGCCCAGGAGGACAUCGCUGCCCCGGGACUCCUCCCUCUCCCAGGUCAGCAGCCCGGCAGGGGACCCCGAGGAGGAGGAGCCGGUAUACAUCGAGAUGGUGGGGAACAUUCUUAGAGACUUCAGGAAAGAGGACGACGACCAGAGCGAGGCCGUCUACGAGGAAAUGAAGUACCCCAUUUUCGACGACUUGAGCCAAGAUUCCAAGUGUGACUUUGACCAUCACAGUUGUUCUUCGCAGUGUGCUACUCCCACGGUGCCUGACUUGGACUUCGCCAAGUCCUCAGUGCCAUGCACGCCCAAGGGGUUGCUGUGUGACAUCCCCCCGCCCUUCCCUAACUUGCUGUCUCACCGACCCCCGCUGCUGGUGUUCCCGCCCGCCCCCGUGCACUGCUCCCCCAAUUCCGACGAGUCUCCGCUCACGCCCCUGGAGGUCACCAAGCUUCCCGUGCUGGAAAACGUGUCUUACCUGAAGCAGGCGGCCGGCGCGUCUCCGUCCUCACUGCCCGCCUCGGGCCACGCCAAACUGGAGAAGGACCAGCCAGGCGCCCUGGGGCCUGCGUCCGCCUCGUGCGCGCUCUCCUCGUCGCCUCCGCCUCCCUCCACCUUGUACCGAACGCAGUCCCCCCACGGCUACCCCAAAAGUCACUCCACCUCGCCCUCGCCUGUGAGCAUGGGGCGGUCCCUGACCCCGCUGAGCCUCAAGCGGCCUCCCCCGUACGACGCCGUGCAUUCAGGAAGCCUGACCAGGAGCUCGCCCUCAGUGCCUCACUCCAGCCCCAGGCCCGUGUCGCAGGAUGGGGCCAAGAUGGUCCACGCGGCGGUGAACACCCACGGGCCGGCGCCCGGUGGCUCCCGGUCCAGGACGCCCACCAGUCCUUUGGAGGAACUCACCAGCCUCUUUACCUCAGGACGCAGCCUGCUGAGGAAGUCGUCCAGCGGCCGGCGUUCCAAGGAGCCGGCGGAGAAAUCUACAGAGGAGCUGAAAGUCCGCAGUCAUAGCACGGAACCACUGCCAAAGUUGGAAAGCAAAGAGAGAGGGCACCACGGGUCAUCCUCCUCCAGAGAGCCUGUCAAAGCUCAGGAAUGGGAUGGAACACCAGGUCCACCUGUGGUCACCAGUAGGAUGGGAAGGUGCUCUGUGAGCCCCACCUUGUUGGCAGGAAACCACAGCUCAGAACCUAAAGUAAGCUGCAAGUUAGGCCGAUCCGCAUCCACGUCAGGUGUGCCUCCACCAUCAGCUCCUCCUCUCAGGCAAGCCAGUGACCUGCAACAGAGCCAGGUGGCAUGCAUGCAGUGGUUUCAUGGAGACCAUACAAUGCUUGAGAUGAUUGAGAAAAAGCGUUGCUUGUGCAAGGAAAUAAAGGCUAGACAGAAAACGGAAAAGGGCCUUUGCAAACAGGAUAGCAUGCCUAUCCUACCCAGCUGGAAGAAGAACGCAGGUGCAAAGAAGUGCAGCCCUCCACCCUAUUCUAAACAGCAAACGGUAUUCUGGGACACGGCCAUAUGAGCAUGUGGAGGAUGGUGGCAGCUCCUGGUCACUUACUACCAAGAGGGAGGUCGACUCGGUUAUGUGAAAAUUAAUUGUUACAUAUCUUCUCUGCUGGAGUGGAGUGCCACAGGAAGCUGUGCUUACCUGUGGCACAUACAAGGUGAAAUGUAUAUGUCUUUGCAAUUAAGGCACACUUAUUUAUCCCGGAUUAUUUUGAAUCCAGAAGAUAUUAAAUUGUAAAUAUUUUACUAGUUUAUGGGUGACACCU
Messenger RNA from Sciurus carolinensis (gray squirrel), 2894 nucleotides. RefSeq names its product neuronal tyrosine-phosphorylated phosphoinositide-3-kinase adaptor 2 (gene Nyap2). NCBI's taxonomy places the organism in Eukaryota, Metazoa, Chordata, Mammalia, Rodentia, Sciuridae. The record is from RefSeq and is a predicted model, not a curated record. Gene Ontology annotation, biological process: phosphatidylinositol 3-kinase/protein kinase B signal transduction; neuron projection morphogenesis. The transcript is spliced from 7 exons. Bases 488 to 2644 code for a protein of 718 amino acids.